Molecule: messenger RNA, 714 nt
Organism: Paramecium tetraurelia
Lineage: Eukaryota; Ciliophora; Oligohymenophorea; Peniculida; Parameciidae
Exons: 3
Source: RefSeq, a predicted model, not a curated record
AUGGAUAGCACUUAGAUUGUUUUACCUCCUCAUCAUUAUCGUUGGUUGAAUGGAUAUGAAUACUAAGAUCUGCUUUUGAAUGCUCUUAAUCAGAACAUACCUAUUUUUGAUUCCCAUCCAUAGGAUAUUUAUUACCAACUAAAAAAUUUUAGAUGGUUACCUAUAUAUCUUAAGGUCAUCCACUUUAAGCAAUAUUGGGUUUCCUAGAUUGAAGGAUAAUUCUAAGAAAUAGUUUAAAUGGAAAAAGAUGAAUUUUUAGACUCUACUUCCAAAACAUAAACCCUAAGUGUCAUAUAUUGUUUGUAGUACAGAAACAGAUAUUCCUCAUUUUCGUAUGCACAUAGUUUAAUUGUAUGGUCAAAUGAUAAACCUGGGAUCCUUCUUUGUCAUAUUCGUCUAAUUAAUAAUUCAAUUUCAUCCUUAACCCAUAUUUAGACUCAUUCUUAUUAGACUUAUGAAGAGAUACGUAAUUGUAAGUAGCGUCAUACUGAUUGCAUUACAAAGUCAUUGGAGGUUGCUCUUGAGGUUGAAUAAGUUUAAUUAAGACUUACAUUAUUUGAUGAUGAUUACAAUUAUUUAUAAUAGAAAUUUUAUACAUUCGAAUAAAGAUAGGAAAUCAUGAAAUUGUAUUCAAAUCUAGUCAAAAAGAAUCAAACAUUUGUAAAUGAGUUGAGAGAAUGUGAAGAAGUGUUGCAACGAUAUGAUUCUUUAUGA